GCGACGUGGAUAUCCUGAUGCCAUUCCAACGCUUGGCAACCCAGAUGCGAUGGCUGCUCAAAGUGCAAUUUGACGCGAUGAGCGUACUCGCCUUCCUCCUCAUGCCCCAGGAGCCUACCCCCACGACGUUGACGGCCAAGCCAACUAAGUCAAAGGGCUGGCCAUGGCGCCGACUCCGCCGCCGCGUCUCCAACGUAAGCGAGCCAUCCCAGGUGCCGUGCGCGGCCGGGCACAAGCCAGCGCCGGUCACAGCCUCCCGACACAUUACGAUUGCCUACAAGAAGCACGACCUGUCCAAGCGACGAGAACGCUCGAGUCUUAUUGGGGGUCACUACGUGCCGUGGACAUCCGCCGAGCGCGCGUACUGGAAGUUUGAACGACAAUGGUUCAUGGUGUGCUCGCCCAUCGACGAAGAGAACCCGGCCGUGUGCGACGCGUGCCAGUCGCGUGCGUUCGAGCUCUCGACAAACAAAAUAUGGAUCUCCAAGACCUUGCCGUCGCUGCGACGACCUCUGGUGAACGCGCGUCGCCACUAAUUUAUAGGUAAUCAAUCGUUUAGUACAAAAGUACCUUUGUAUAAAAAUUUAUGCAAACACAAAGCUGUCUGCGUUAAGAGGUA
Saprolegnia diclina VS20 is the source of this 619-nucleotide messenger RNA. RefSeq lists its product as hypothetical. Lineage: Eukaryota; Oomycota; Saprolegniomycetes; Saprolegniales; Saprolegniaceae. The transcript has a single exon. Bases 18 to 536 code for a protein of 172 amino acids. The record is from RefSeq and is a predicted model, not a curated record.